AUGAAGAGUGUGUGGAGCUGUCUGCCUGUGAAGAGAGUGUUCUGUGUGGAGCUGUCUGCCUGUGAAGAGUGUGUGGAGCUGUCUGCCUGUGAAGAGUGUGUGGAGCUGUCUGCCUGUGAAGAGUGUGUGGAGCUGUCUGCCUGUGAAGAGUGUGUGGAGCUGUCUGCCUGUGAAGAGUGUGUGGAGCUGUCUGCCUUUGAAGAGUGUGUGGAGCUGUCUGCCUGUGAAGGGUGUGUGGAGCUGUCUGCCUGUGAAGAGUGUGUGAAGCUGUCUGCCUGUGAAGAGUGUGGAGCUGUCUGCCUGUCAAGGAGUGUGCGGAGCUGUCUGCCUGUGAAGAGUGUGCGGAGCUGUCUGCCUGUGAAGAGUGUGGAGCUGUCUGCCUGUGAAGCGUGUGUGGAGCUGUCUGCCUGUGAAGCGUGUGUGGAGCUGUCUGCCUGUGAAGAAUGUGUGGAGCUGUCUGCCUGUGAAGAGUGUGUGGAGCUGUCUGCCUUUGAAGAGUGUGUGGAGCUGUCUGCCUGUGAAGAGUGUGUGAAGCUGUCUGCCUCAGAGGAGGUGCAGAAGGCGGCGUCUCUCUUCUCCCUCUACAACGAGCUCAUCUCCAUUAUCCCAUCUCUGGCCGUCACCUUCAUCCUUGUUGCCUACAGCGACCAGCGCGGACGCAAGAUCACCAUCAUCCUGCCUCUGAUUGGUUCUCUGUUCUACGCGCUGUCCUUCCUGGCAGUCUCCUUCUUCGAGCUUAACCUCUACCUCCUCAUCGUCUCGUCGUUCGUCAGCGCCCUGUUCGGGGGCUCGGGGACGUUCCUGGGUGGCUGUUUCUCCUACAUCGCUGACCUGUGUGAGGACGGACAGCAGAAGACCCUGCGUAUGGCCGGGAUAGACAUGGUGAUCGGCCUGCUGUCUGGAGUGGCCUCUCUCUCUACGGGAUACUUCCUUCGAGCAGCAGGCUUCAACUGGCCCUUCUUCACCUCUGCUCUGUUCCUGUGUUUCAACCUGCUCUACGCUGUCUUCAUCCUGGAGGAGACGCUUCAACGACCCCUAGACGCCCCCCUGGACGGCUGCCUGCGUCGCACCGCCAUGCAUCAGCUGGCCUACGGGGUCUACCAACUGUUUGCAGCGGCCAGCAGGAGGCGUAACGUCCUUCUGAUGCUUCUCCUGCUCCUCUUCGGCUCCUUCUCCUUCGCCAACAUGGGCGGGCACUCCAUGAUCACACUGUACGAGCUCAACCAGCCGCUGUGCUGGAACGAGAUCCUAAUUGGCUACGGCUCUGCGCUGUCCAUGACGAUGUUCCUAACCAGCUUCGUGGGUGUGACGGUGUUCUCUCGCUGCAGGGUGCCCAACAUCGUCAUCAUUCUCAUAGGGAUACUGAGUGUCAUGGCGGGUAUGACCCUGGUGGCCUUCGCCAAGACCACGCUCAUGAUGUUCCUGGGUAAGGAAUAA
This is a messenger RNA of Oncorhynchus mykiss (rainbow trout), 1437 nucleotides long. Lineage: Eukaryota; Metazoa; Chordata; Actinopteri; Salmoniformes; Salmonidae. The record is from RefSeq and is a predicted model, not a curated record.